UCUUUUCACACACAGAAAUGAAGUGAGUCUACAUCUCUCGGAGACAUUCAUUCUUUUACACCAUUGUUUCUCGAAUUUACAGUCGGCUGCUCAUUCUUAAGAUUUGAAACUCAAUGGCUUCGCUCGGAAUCGCAGUUGCUCUGUUCUGUUACGUUUUGGUCUUCUCGGUCACUGGUGCGGAUUCGGCGACAUUCACUAUAGUCAACUCGUGCAGCUUCACGGUCUGGCCGGGGAUCCUCUCCGGCGCCGGAACCGCGCCGCUCUCCACCACCGGCUUCGCCCUCGACCCUGGCGCGUCCACCUCGGUGACCGUCCCUGCCUCCUGGUCCGGCCGCCUCUGGGGCCGCACCCUCUGCUCCCAGGACCCCGCCACCGGCAAGUUCGCCUGCCUCACCGGCGACUGCGGCUCCUCCACCCUCGAGUGCUCCGGCAGCGGCGCCACCCCUCCCGCCACCCUCGCGGAGUUCACGCUCAACGGCGCCGGCGGGCUCGACUUCUACGACGUCAGCCUGGUCGACGGGUACAACCUCCCGAUGCUGGUUGUGCCGCGGGGCGGCGCCGCCUCCGGGGCAGGGAACUGCACCGCGACGGGGUGCGGGGCGGACCUGAACGUGGGGUGCCCGCAGGAGCUGAAGGUGACGAGCGCCGGGAGCGAGGGCGGGGUGGCGUGCAAGAGCGCGUGCGACGCGUUCGGGGAUCCGCAGUACUGCUGCAGCGUUUACGGGUCGCCGGACACGUGCAGGCCGAGCCAGUACUCGGAGUUCUUCAAGAGGGCGUGCCCGAAGGCCUAUAGCUACGCCUACGACGACGGCAGCAGCACCUUCACCUGCGCCUCGGCGGAUUACGAGAUCACAUUCUGCCCGAAGCCUUCCACGAGUGUCAAGGCGGCGGGCGGUGAGUACGCGAUGUUGGCGGCGGAGGUCUCAGGCGGCGUUGCCUCGUCGUCAUGGACGCCGCCACUCUCGGCCGUCGCUGUCACCGUUUCGGCGACGGUUUGGCAAGUGCGGCGGCUGUUCUGAACUGGAA
Messenger RNA from Eucalyptus grandis, 1026 nucleotides. RefSeq names its product thaumatin-like protein 1. The record is from RefSeq and is a predicted model, not a curated record. Gene Ontology annotation, cellular component: extracellular region. Lineage: Eukaryota; Viridiplantae; Streptophyta; Magnoliopsida; Myrtales; Myrtaceae. Gene Ontology annotation, biological process: defense response.